This is a messenger RNA of Conger conger (European conger), 7086 nucleotides long. RefSeq names its product thrombospondin, type I, domain containing 7Ba (gene thsd7ba). Gene Ontology annotation, cellular component: plasma membrane. Gene Ontology annotation, biological process: actin cytoskeleton organization. The record is from RefSeq and is a predicted model, not a curated record. Bases 346 to 5211 code for a protein of 1621 amino acids. NCBI's taxonomy places the organism in Eukaryota, Metazoa, Chordata, Actinopteri, Anguilliformes, Congridae. The transcript has 29 exons.
GGGAAGCAGCAACAGCACAGCUCCACUGUCCUGGGACCGGGCCCUGAGGAGUUUUGUUCGGUGGAGGACUGACCUGGCGAUCGCCGCGGGGGGUUAUCUGCGCUAGCUUCGGGGGAAUGCUCUGACGGGAACGUCGUCCACCUCCGGGUUUUCCUGGUUUUCCAGAGGGGGGAGCCACAGCAGAGUCCCAGCUGGAUGAUGUGUCAGCAGGAAGAAUCUACACUUCUCCCUUUCCACCUCUGCUGCUACCAGUAGAAAGAGUAGCUGAGCCCAUCAGCGUACAGUGAUGACCGCCAUCUUUCCACUUCAGGGCUAAGACGGGACAUACGGUCAUUCUGCUGGACUAUGAUUCUAAAAGAUGACUUUGGUGCUGUUGCCUGGACUUGGCGAAAUGGGAAUUAUCUGCUCCUCCUCGUGUCCCUCAUAGCCACUCAAGGGAAAGGCGAUCUGGAAUAUCCCAAAGAUAAACACUACACAUGGAAAACAGGCCAGUGGAGUAGGUGUAUGGGGGAGAGCUGUGGACCGGGCGGGGUUCAGACCAGGAUGGUCUGGUGCGUGCACACGGAGGGCUGGACCACGCACCACUCCAACUGCCACCACGGCGACAAGCCGGAGAGCCAGCGGCAGUGCUUCCGGGUGUGCGAGUGGCACCAGGAGCUGUUCCAGUGGGAGGUGUCUGAAUGGGGCUCGUGCGUGCUCGUGCCCCAGCUGUCCAACGAACUGAGGGCGCGGCCGGCCGAGUGCGUGACCGCCCAGCACGGCAUCCAGAACCGCGCGGUCCGCUGCGUGCGGCGGUCCAACCGCACGGCCGUCACCGAACACAUCUGCGACUACUUCUCCCAGAGGCCCUCGUCCGAGCAGGCCUGCCUGGUGCCCUGCCCCCACGCCUGCGUGGUGUCCGCCUUCUCCGCCUGGUCCCUCUGCAGCCGGACCUGCGGCUCCGGGCUCCAGCACCGGACCCGGGCGAUGCUGGCGGCCCCCGUGUACGGAGGGGCCCACUGCCCCAACCUCACCCAGAUACGGACCUGCCAGAGCCCCCCGGCGCCCUGCCCCCCGGGCGAGGACCAGCACCGGUACAGCCUUAAGGUGGGGCCCUGGAGCGAGUGCCGCAUGCCCCACUCCAAGGACGCGUGGCUGGGGGGGAGGACCACGCUGGACUUUAGCGUCGACGUGGCCGGGCGUAAGAACGCGGUCAAGCGCCACACCCUGACCGCCCACCACCAGCACGGCCACGACCCCAAAACGCCCGACGUGGAGGUCGGCUACCAGACCAGGCAGGUUCGCUGUACCAGGACCGACGGAAAGAACGCCAUGCUGAGCCUUUGUAUCCAUGACGAUGCCCCGGUUACGUUUCAGUCCUGUGUGAUGCCCAGAGACUGUGAGGUAUCUGAUUGGUCAGUGUGGAGCCCCUGUUCUAAGACCUGCCAAGCGGCGGACCUGUCGCCAGGUUACCGCAUGAGGACCCGGGGUCUGAAGCAGAUUCCUAUUGGUGGAGGCCGAGAGUGCCCCGCUCUUGAAGAGAAAGAGGCUUGCAACAUUGUUGGAGACUUACUCCCCAAGUGUCCAAGGUAUGUGUGGAAGAGCACAGACUGGGGCGAAUGCCAAGUGGCCCCGCUCCUGAACCAGCAGUAUCGACGUUACAACAACCUGAGUGCUCUGUGCGGAGGGGGGGUCCAGACCCGAGAUAUCUACUGCAUACAGGUCCCGGACGAAAGCGCCAGACAUCACACCAAACAGGUGUCCCGGCCGGUAAGUGGACGUCUGUGUGCGGGAGACAUCCCCUCCGCAGUGCAGCCGUGCUACAUUCCCUGUCCCGAGCCCUGCCUGCUCUCCCAUUGGUCGGCCUGGGGGCCCUGUCUCCACGACAACUGCAUGGAGCCACAGGGGAGGAAAGGGUUCCAACAGAGAGCGCGACAGGUGGUUCGGGACCCUGCCGGAGGGUCAGAGGGCUGCCCGCACCUCUCUGAAUCCAUCCCGUGUGAGGACCCCGUCUGCUUCCUGUGGGAUGUGCAGCCGGCGGGCCCCUGUGUGCCCAGAGAAGGGACUUGUGGCCCUGGGACCCAAGAACAGAGCAUGGUCUGCACUGACACUCAAGGUGAGGUGGUGAGCAGUGACCUUUGUCCGGAUGUCCCUGCCCCCAAGCAGGUGCCCUGUCACCUGUCCUGUCCCAGAGACUGUGUGACCAGCUCCUGGUCCAACUGGUCCCCCUGUUCCCACUCCUGCACGACCAAAACCUCUGAGGGCAGGCAGAGUCGAACCCGCACCAUCCUGGCCCUCCCUGGAGAAGGGGGUGAAGCGUGUCCUGCAGCCACUGGCCUGGAGGAGUGGAGAUCCUGUAAUGACCAUCCCUGCAUCACGUUCCACUGGGAGACCUCGCCCUGGGGCGCCUGCGUGGAAGACCCCACCAUCUCCUCAUUAAACGGCACCCUCAGCUGGACCAAGGAGCCUGCCUGCACGGUGGGGGUCCAGACACGCAAAGUCUCCUGUGUGAAGACCAACGUUGGACAGGUGGUCCCAAAGAGGUGCCCGGAUUCGUCUCGGCCAGACUCCGUUCGACCCUGCUUGCUUCCCUGCAAGAAAGACUGCAUUGUGACUCCUUUCAGCGAAUGGACACUUUGUCCUGUUGCCUGCCAACCAGCCAACUCAACUCCAGCCGCCCAAUCACGAUACAGAAUCAUCAUCCAGAGAUCAGCCAAUGAUGGACAAGAAUGUCCAGACACCCUUUACGAAGAAAGAGAAUGCGAGGCUCUCCCCGUUUGUCCAACCUACAGGUGGAAGACGCACAGAUGGUCUCAGUGCGUGCUGGUGCCUGGCUCAGUCAGACAGGGUCUGGCGGGUCCUGGAGAGCCCUGUGGCAGAGGUCUUGAGACACGAGGUGUGACGUGUGUGGCGGAGGACGAGGCCCCGGCAGACGUGGCGGAGUGCCGGAGGUGGGCGGGCGCCAUGCCGGCGCGGGUGCGGCAGUGCCAGGUGCCCUGUAAGGACGACUGCACCCUCAGCAGCUGGUCCAGGUUCAGCGACUGCUCUGAGUGCGGAGGCCGGCACAGCCGUAGACGCACCCUCACAGGCCGCAGUAAGAAAAGAGAGAAGUGCCACCAGGCAGAGCUGUAUCCAUUGCUGCAGACAGAGGCCUGUCCCUGCCUGGAGUUCCUCUCCCAGCCCUACGGGAACUGGUCAGACUGCAUCCUGCCCGAGACCAGGCCCCAGAGCCCCCUGCAGGCCUGGAGGACCCACAGGGACGUGAAGCAGUGCGGGCAGGGACUGCGAUACCGAGCCGUGGCCUGCAAGGACCAGGAGGGCCGGCUGGUGGACCCCACCCUCUGCACCAGCACAGGCUAUGUGGAGGAGGUGUGCCACGUCCCCUGCCCCCUGGACUGCCGGCUGAGUGACUGGUCCCCCUGGUCGCCCUGCAGUGCCUCUUGCGGCGGAGGGCUGAAGUUCAGGUCCAAGUGGCUGAGGGAGAAACCCUUCAACGGUGGGAGGCCCUGCCCCAAACUGGACCUGAAGAACCAGGUGUCAGAGGCAGUGCUGUGCUACAGCGAGUGCAGUCGGUUCGUCUGGGUGACGGAGCCCUGGUCCGUGUGUGCCAUAAACACCGUGGACAAGCCACCGGCCUGCGGGGAGGGGGUGCAGAGCCGCAAAGUCCGAUGUGUGAAGGUCAGCGGAGAGGGCCCGGGGGAAGGCCUGGACGACAGCCUCUGUGACCCGGAAGAGAUGCCCUUCAGAGCUCAGACCUGCUUCCUGCCCUGCCCGGACCACUGCGUGAUGUCACCGUGGGGCCAGUGGAGUUCCUGUCCUCUCCCCUGUGACCACAGCACAGUACGGAAGAGGCAGAGGCAGAUACUGCGCCCGCCUGAGACUGGGAAAACCUGCCCAGAGGACAUUCAGACAGAGAACUGCAUUCUCAACAGCACCUGCUUCUCCUACCAGUACAACCUGUCAGACUGGAGCACUUGUCGGCUGAGCGAGAAUGCUAUCUGCGGAAGGGGAAUGAGGACGCGUCUUCUAGACUGCGUACGCAGCGAUGGAAAGGUUGUGGAGCUGAGCGUGUGUAAGGAGUUGGACUUGGAGAAGCAGUGGAAGUUGAGUCUCCAUUGUGUGGUGGCCUGUCCUGUGAGCUGCCUCCUCUCAGAAUGGUCAUCAUGGACCGAGUGCUCACACACGUGUGGUAACCAAGGUCACAUGCUGCGCUCACGGCGCGUGCUGCAGCCGGCCCAGGAGGAGGGAAGGCCGUGUCCGUCCCAGCUCUCUCAGAUCAAGCCCUGUCCCAUAAGGCCCUGCUACAGAUGGGUGCUGGGCGACUGGUCCCCCUGCCGUGUGGAGGGGGCUGAGUGUGGAGAAGGUGUUCGAGAGAGGAACCUGACCUGCGUGGUGGAGCCAGGUGGCCCAGCAGACCUCUCUCCACCCAAAGCAGCGGAGGAGGGGAAGUGUGAGGAUAAUCUGAGGAAGAUGAGCGGACACGACCUGCGCCUGCCCUGCUCCGUGCCCUGCUCAGGAGACUGCCACCUGACUGACUGGUCGUCAUGGAGCUCGUGUCAGCUGACCUGUCUGGAUGGGCGGAGCUUUGAGACCACAGGGCGACAGGCUCGCUCGAGGGCCGUGGUCAUUCAGGUCCUGGAGAACCAGGACAACUGCCCACAGCAGGCUUUUGAGACGCGGCCUUGCAAAGGAGGGAAAUGCCACAGCUACGAGUGGAAAGCCAGCAGCUGGACGGACAAUGAGAGAUCUGUGUGGUGCCAGCGCUCAGACGGGGUCAAUGUCACAGGGGGCUGCUUUCUACAGAACAUGCCUGUUACCACCAGACAUUGCUACCCACCCUGUACCAAACCGUUCUCCUACUGUACACAGAGUGGUGUGUGUGGGUGUGAGAGAGGGUAUACAGAGGUGAUGACCACACACGGGUUCCUGGACUACUGCACCAAGACCCCAGGAGGUGACAACAAGAAGGCUGACGUGAAGACCAGCUCGGGCAGGCUCAAACCCGGAACCUCCCAGAUCCACAACUUCUUCAGGGAGUGGUCCCUUCAGCCGGUGGGACCAGAUGGCAGAGUGAAGCUGUGGGUCUAUGGGGUGACCGCUGUGGGAUUCAUCCUGAUCGUCUUCAUCAUCACACUGACGUUCAUGUUGUGGAAAAACCCCAAGCAGAACGCAGGCUCCACUCCACCCCAGAAGCCUCUCACUCUCGCGUACGAUGGUGACGUAGACAUGUGACGGCACGUAAACCGCGUUGUUCGUGUGAAAACUUGGAUUUGAAAUGCCGCAGAAACUGUGGCCAAACCCACCACGCUGUGGUAGAGGAUGCCUGCCCAUGGAAACAUAUGCAACUUUUCAAAGACAGACCAGAAUUCUUCCCGGAAUGGUUAUUUUGAAAAGAUGCUUCCUCAAUGGAUUUUCCAAGCAGAGAAGACUGGUUCUUUCCGUAAACACCUGCAUCGGGAGUGCAUAGAGAUUUGUGUACGAGAACACAAGGGCAGUUUUGUUUGGUUUUUUCUCAAUCUUGGCAAGUGGUAUUCCUUGGACAUACCUGAAUGGAAUACAUUUGCCUUACAGCAGUUUUAUUUACUUAUUUUUUUAAAUAAAGAAAAAUGGGGAGGUUACUCAAAGCUCCACAGCCAUCAGCGGCUGUCUGUAAGUCCUCUGUGUAUGAAGAAAUACUUUUCAGUUAAUGUAGAAAAAGCCACUAUGCACUACGUUAGUGCUAAUUAUUUUUGUUUGCUUUACAGGUCAAAGUGUUUUUCUAGUGUUUACAUUGUAAUGCAAGAAUGUAUGCCGUGACAUUGUGUGUUUUUUUGUUUUUUUCGAUAACAUUACAGGACUGUACUUCUGCUGAUUUGCAAUAUGCCGAACUAGGUUUACCAGUGUUGUGUAAAGAGACAUAAAUGGCGUGUCACUGUUCUUGCAGGACUUGCUUGGUUAUUCAAUACAUUUUAAACCAUUACCAUGAAAAUGGACUCAACUAUUUUAAUAAUGUAAAAAAUUUCAGAUGAACACUCCGCUACUAUAAAUGAACAAAUGAAAGAUUUUUAAAAAAAUAUUUAUUUAUGUAUUGUAUGUAUAUUUAUUUUAUAUAUUGUUUAUUAUGUUUUUUCUUUCAUUUCUUUGCUUUAUUUUUUACCCGAAGUUGAACGUUUUUAAAAGGGCACAUUUCCAUUAUCUCUGAAACGACCAUAAACACAGUGACACUCUGUGUCCAUGGCAACUCAUUUUUCUGUCGCGUAAAUGCCCCAUGUGCGUAUAUAUCACUGCCACCUCCAGUCCAGUUACAACCAUUAGUAUGUUCCAGACACUGAGAGCCCUCUUCCUAUAACUCCAUUAAAGCUCCAAACUCAACAUUUGUCUUUAGAUCAAAAAAUAUAUUAGGCACGCUGCCUUUGUCAGUGAAAUGGUGUUGUUAAAUUUAGUAUUUGUAUGUUCCUUCCACAGUUCGACCUAGGCCUCUCUGUCCAAAGGUGGUGUUUUACACCCCUGCAUUAAACUUUGUGUUGCCAUCUGCAGUGGUAAUCUGAGCCGUGAUUGGCUCCUGGAACUGCCGCCAGAUUUCUUCCUGCUUAAUGAAUUCUGCUUUCAGGGGUCCAUUAGGGUGACUCAUAUUCCAGGAAUAUAAUCAGUAUCCCGAUAAAUAUCAGAUCUUGAAUUCUACCCAAGGAAGAUAUGUAUAGAGGAGCAUUCGUGAUUAAUUAAUUAAUUCAUUGACAGACCAUAAAAUUCCGUCCUGAGGUUGUAAUUCUCCUAAACGUGUCGGCCAUUUCGGUGCAAGCAAUGCUGCUUUUUUUGAUUGUCUUAAGGGUGGAUAAUGUUCUACAACACGCACAAGAGAAAGAUUGAAGUCUCUCAAACAUGGAAUGUAUUUUUUGAAAAUUAUUAUUUGUGUUACUUGUGAAAGGCGCGAUAUUAUGAUUUUGUUUUCAUGGUAAAACAAGGUAAUGGGCAUACUUAUUUGAACUAUGAGCUGUACAGUAGGUAUCCAUGCAUGCAAGAUCAGCCUCUACUUCGAACAUCCAUUCUCCCCAAAGUGACCUUUGCUUUGCUAUUUGUUUUGAUGUCUGUCUGUAGCAUUUCAAACUAAGUAAACUUUAUUGACUUUGA